Molecule: messenger RNA, 258 nt
Organism: Colletotrichum aenigma
Lineage: Eukaryota; Fungi; Ascomycota; Sordariomycetes; Glomerellales; Glomerellaceae
Exons: 3
Coding region: 1-258 (85 amino acids)
Source: RefSeq, a predicted model, not a curated record
AUGUUCAAAGGCGAUGAAGGGAAAUCGCCCAACCAAAGUCGAGAUGAUGGGGCGACCAUUGACGUGAAGAGGAGCAUUCAAGCAUUCUGCACUGCUUGCCUGAAGCCGCAGUGCAGGUCUGAUAGCAUCACCUCGGAGGCUAGCCCAUGUCUAUCUGCACACGCAAGACCCAGCAAAACAUAUGCAAAGACCAGGCGCACGAGAGCGACGCAGAGAAGGAGCCAGAUCCAGCCGAGAACCGCGUCGCCAUUGGAUUAG